Messenger RNA from Dendrobium catenatum, 506 nucleotides. RefSeq lists its product as uncharacterized. Lineage: Eukaryota; Viridiplantae; Streptophyta; Magnoliopsida; Asparagales; Orchidaceae. The record is from RefSeq and is a predicted model, not a curated record. Bases 1 to 384 code for a protein of 127 amino acids. Gene Ontology annotation, biological process: NADH dehydrogenase complex (plastoquinone) assembly. The transcript has 2 exons.
AUGCCACUAAUGCUGGGAGCAAGUUCUGGCCUGAUUGCCGCCGGCGUUCCACGCUCGACUACGUUUCGAUGCCAGUUCUCGCCGCCACUUCCGGCGGCCAAGUCGGAGUCUGGCGAGACCAACGACGGGCUUCAGAUAGGUUCUCCGAUGGUUAUUGUGCAAGCGCCGCCGACGCUAAAGACCGCUGUUCCUAUGCCGUCUCUGAAGGUCAACAACGGGCAGGUCAAAGCUGGUGAUGUUGGGAGGAUUGUAUCAAGAAAAGCCAAAGAUGUGUGGGCUAUUCGCCUUGCGAUCGGCACGCAUCUCAUCGACGGCAAGCAUUUCAGACCAUUGGAUCUUGACAAUGAUAGCUCAGAAGCUGCUCAAUCAUAUAGAAAAGUCUGAAAAUGAUUAAAUUCAUCAAGAUUGUAUAAGCAUAAAUAUACAUCCAACAUAUUAGUACCACUUGUACUGAAUGUAUUUAACCCUGGGGGGUUCUUUUCAGUAGUUUGUCUGUAUCAGUCUUU